This is a messenger RNA of Trifolium pratense (red clover), 1027 nucleotides long. RefSeq lists its product as uncharacterized. The transcript has 3 exons. Lineage: Eukaryota; Viridiplantae; Streptophyta; Magnoliopsida; Fabales; Fabaceae. The record is from RefSeq and is a predicted model, not a curated record. The coding region runs from base 243 to 869 and encodes 208 amino acids.
CAAGUGUAACUCUAAAACAAGCACUACCACAACUUAUGCAUAGAAAUAAACAUGCAUUUAAUUUUUAUAGGUGUUUACUAUUUGUAGCUUUCAAACAAGAAUUUAAUUCACAAGUUGAGUUUCUUGCCUCAAAGUGUAUUAUUGUAUGCUAUUUUCAACUUAACUUUAUCUUAAAGAACGGAAUGCUUUAGUGGGGCUUCACUAGUAUGCUGCAAGGCCACUAUCAAUGAAACAGUUUCAGAAUGGGUGUAUUCUACCAUGAGGAGGAGCAACCAAACGAUUCUAAAAGAUGCAAAUGCCUUACAGCUACUCUGAAGGAAGUGUUUUUCAACUGUCAAACUUUUGGUCGAACUCGAAGGCUUUCGAAGGCUAGCCUCGAAGAGGAGUUUCCAAUUAGUGAUCUUGAUGAAGAACAGGAGGUGAUUGUCUCGGUGGUUAGAAGCCGAGCCAUGGAGAAACAAAAGAACAAGCCGAGCCAAUUGAGAGAGAGUUUUUCCUGGGUAUAUUCUCCAGCAACAAGAGAAUUAUGUGUCACUGGUAAAAUAGAACCACAUGCAAAAGAAGGAGGAAAUGAAGAACAAGGUGAUAGAGAAGAGUUUUUGUCGGUUAAAAGCUGUUUCUCAAUGCAUUCUUCAAGUGCUAAUGGGGAAGCAUUUUAUUCUGUGAAGACUAACCUUUCAAGAUGUUCAAGCUUGAAUGAGUUUGAUUUGUCAGAAUAUUGGAAGCAUUCUAUAAUUCAAGAGUUUUGUCAUUGUGAAGGAUGGCCUUUCGGUCUCUGUCGUAAAGCUGUGUUACUUCCACCACUGCCAAAGUCGCCAUCUGAAUCAUGGUUGUAUCGUAAAAUACAACCAAGUACCAAAGUUACUUGAAUUAUAUGGUUGUACUUGUUUAUGUUUCCUAUUCUGAUUCAAUCCAUAACUGUAAGAACCAGAACUGGUUGAACAAUAUUGAAUAAGCAAUAGCACAAGCUUUGGAAACAGAUUCCAGUUAUAAUCUCGCAACAAACGAUCAAAAGUUGACUUGUUAA